Mangifera indica (mango) is the source of this 878-nucleotide messenger RNA. Its product is annotated as nucleoid-associated protein At4g30620, chloroplastic-like. The record is from RefSeq and is a predicted model, not a curated record. Gene Ontology annotation, molecular function: DNA binding. The transcript is spliced from 7 exons. Bases 73 to 654 code for a protein of 193 amino acids. NCBI's taxonomy places the organism in Eukaryota, Viridiplantae, Streptophyta, Magnoliopsida, Sapindales, Anacardiaceae.
CUAUCUCACAAAAAAUCGUUACUGUAUAUUAAAAAGUCAGUCGAAAAUAUCCAAAAAUCUUUUGAGGUUUCAAUGGCGUCGACGACGAGCUCAGUCACCGCUCAGAUUUCUAAUCUUCAAUGGAAGAAGCCUUUCCUUUCUUCACUGCAUCCCGGUAACCUAAGUUUAUCGGGAAAUUUAGCUAGCAAGGAAGUCUAUUCAUGGUCUUGUCUGCAGACACCUGGGCGUAACAUUAGAUCUCUCCGCGUGAAUGGUCUCUUUGGAGGGAAGAAGGACAAUAGCGAUAAGAGUGAGGAUACGCCUUCAAAGGCAGGAAUUCUUGGAAAUAUGCAGAAUCUUUAUGAGACAGUGAAAAAGGCACAAAUGGUUGUCCAAGUCGAGGCUGUGCGGGUGCAGAAAGAACUGGCUGCAGCGGAGUUUGAUGGUUAUUGUGAAGGUGAACUAAUUAAGGUAACAUUAUCUGGCAAUCAGCAGCCAGUACGCACAGAGAUCACUGAGGCUGCUAUGGAAUUAGGUCCAGAGAAACUUUCACUAUUAGUCACUGAGGCAUACAAAGAUGCACACCAGAAGAGUGUUCAGGCCAUGAAAGAAAGAAUGAGUGAUCUUGCACAGAGCUUAGGAAUGCCACAAGGCUUAAGUGAGGGAUUAAAGUAAAGAGUGUUUCUUACUUUUGUAUCUGAGCUGAGUUUCAAAUUUUGUAUACAGACCAGGCUGAAGUGAUAAUUUCUACAGUGAUUGUGACGUUUACAUUCAGUUUCAUGUUGUACUGGCAUAAAUUUUGUAAAGUAGAACUAUUUGGAACUUGUCUUUUCUUUGUAGCCAAAAAGUUUUAGAUGUUGCACUGAUCAAUUGAACUGUGCAGUACAACUUUGAACCCA